Molecule: messenger RNA, 1615 nt
Organism: Gadus morhua (Atlantic cod)
Lineage: Eukaryota; Metazoa; Chordata; Actinopteri; Gadiformes; Gadidae
Gene: ca10a
Product: carbonic anhydrase Xa
Biological process (GO): one-carbon metabolic process
Molecular function (GO): zinc ion binding; carbonate dehydratase activity
Source: RefSeq, a predicted model, not a curated record
ACUUGCAGCGAUGCUCCAUCAUCUGUAAACUCACUGCGCGCGGCAUCGUUGGGUGCCAGCACCAGACUGAACGGUUUCAUUCUUUAUGGUUUAUGGGGACAAAACUGGCCACUCUGUCAGACGAAACGCGUUAUUUUAAACUUGGAUAUGGAGUUAAUUUGUUAUCAUUUGAAGUAGCGCGGACUAUUAUCUGUAAAAUGAGAUCAAUGAGUGUAUCCAUUAUAAAGUUUAGUAGUAUUUGAUGUAAAGAUUAUAGCACUCUGGACAGUUGGACGUUAGGCUGUUCCGCAGCUUUACCGCCAACGAUCGCUGGGACAUCGAGGCGGAGCUGAUCCCGGGGAUGUUGUUUUCCUCUGCGCGGAGAGACGGGUCGGCGGUUCGGUGAGGGUCUAGUCCACGGAGGAGUACGCGCGCGGAUCGUCCUAGGGCAAACCGCACCGGUCUCGCGCAGCGGCUGACGAGAAAGCCCCCUCGCGCGUGGCAACACCUUUCUUUUCCCGCUUCCUUCCGCGGAGUUCGCGGGCUUCACCUCUCUGGGUUGUGGACUUGUAGGAAGGGGGGUAUUGAACAGGGACCGUCUUCUGUACCUGCUAUGCGCCUGGUGUGGAGAAUAACUCGUGGAUCCAUACUCUGCACCUGAAAUUUUCCUUUUUCAGUUGAUUCCUUUUUUCUCUUUUUUCUCUUUUUUUUUUUACAUGUGCGUAAUGUACCUGGAAUGAAGACAGAGGAUGGAUAUACUUUGGGAAAUAUUCAUCAUUCUCCAGGCAAACGUUCUUGUCCGCAUAUCAGCCCAGCCCCACCUGCCCAAGAUUAAUGAAGGAUGGUGGGCAUACAAGGAGGUGGUGCACGGAAGCUUUGUUCCGGUGCCGUCGUUCUGGGGCCUGGUGAACUCGGCGUGGAACCUGUGCUCUGUGGGCAAGAGGCAGUCACCGGUCAAAUAGAGACCAGUCACAUGAUCUUUGACCCCUUCCUCACGCCCAUCAAGCUGAACACGGGGGGACGCAAGGCCUACUUACUGACGGGUCUGAACAUCGAGGAGAUCUACCCUGAGACCAACAGCUUCAUCACCUACGACGGCUCCAUGACCAUCCCCCCUGCUACGAGACCGCCACGUGGAUCCUGAUGAACAAGCCCGUGUACAUCACUCGGAUGCAGAUGCACUCCCUGCGUCUGCUGAGCCAGAACCAGCCGCCUCAGAUCUUCCUGAGCAUGAGCGACAACGUGCGCCCGGUGCAGCCGCUCAACCACCGCUGCAUGCGCACCAACAUCAACUUCAGCAUGCAGGGCAAGGACUGCCCCAACAACAGGGCCCAGAAGCUCCAGUACCGAGUGAACGAGUGGCUGCUGAAGUAGGGGCCCCGCCCUCCCAGACGACUCCCCCACCCCCCACCAACACCCCACCCCCCCCACCAACACCCACACCACCACCACCCCCCCUCGUGGAGUCAGACGGAGGAACGGCAGGAGACAGACGGACGGACGGAUGGAGAGAUGACGGAGGAGAAGAGAAGGACGCAGGAGGAUGAAGAUGAAGAGGAGGAGGAGGAAGAGGAGGAGGAGGAUGGAUUUAAGCCAACGGAAAGAGAGACGUCUGUAAACGCAGGGGGGGAUUCGA